This is a messenger RNA of Aspergillus chevalieri, 1809 nucleotides long. RefSeq lists its product as uncharacterized. Bases 1 to 1809 code for a protein of 602 amino acids. The transcript has 2 exons. The record is from RefSeq and is a predicted model, not a curated record. Gene Ontology annotation, molecular function: protein binding. Lineage: Eukaryota; Fungi; Ascomycota; Eurotiomycetes; Eurotiales; Aspergillaceae.
AUGCUCACGGAACUACCAGCAGAGAUCAUUUACAACAUUGCACUUCACCUUCCGACGGUCAGCUGCUUGACCAACCUCUCCCAGACAUGUCAACAUCUUCAUCUGCUCAUCGCGGCAGAGGAUUCACGAAUAUUCAGAGCCUUCUUGAAGACUCGCUUCCCUUGGAUAGAGACACCUCCAUUUUGGCGAGAUGCCUCCCGUGCUUUGAGUUCUCGCUCGCGAGCCCUCGAUAAACAUGCGGUGAUAGGUCGGUUUGUGGUACCGCCACAGAAUGCGAUCAAAGUCGGUUCCCACCGAGGCACAAGAGCCGAUACUCCUACCCUUGGGUAUCGUCCUGCGAUUGACUCGUAUGAGGUCUGGAAUGGUAAUCUAUGGCCAGACCGCAAGGAGGUUCUUGCCUGGGGUGCUGCGGAUGAAAUUAUCGUCCGCGUCAGACAGACCGGUUCCCACCCGUCUGACAAAUGGGUCGUGUUCAAUGAUUUGGACCAUGUUAGCAGCUACGAUGAUAUCUGUGGUCUCCACCUUCUCAAGUCAGAUCGCUAUUUCCAAGGUUCCGAUGACAAAGAGCAUCUGAUUUUUGGUCGUGUUUGUGGAGAGCUCCAUCAUCUCUCAAUUUCGCCGGGCGACGCAACCCAUGACUACGAACAGGAGUUUGUGACGCAUGGAACUGAGCUUGAACGCAUUGAUCUUAGUGAUGGCCCGGAGCCUAUUCUGGCUGCCCACUUUGAGAAUAGCUCCAUUGCACUUUACCACACUACGACAGACGAGCCCGAGGUCUACCCCUUUGCGCGGCUUGGCUGCGAAGGCCUCACGCGCAACAACUAUUCUAAAUUCCUGUCGCCGACUCGGUUAGCAGUGGGCACAGGGCGCCUCGAGAACACAUUGUCCAUUUCCACGAUCACGCCUGAUAAUGUAUCACUAUAUCGGGAGAUCGGCUCCGAAUUUCUGGGCUUUGAGGAACGAGUUGGUCUCAAUCGGAAGACCAAUAAAGUCAGUGCUAUCGCACCACUGACUGGGCAAGCUGGAGGGCUGGGCGAUGUCUUCCUAUCUACUUGGGGUGAUAGGGCUGUCAGACUCCAUGAUCUUCGCACAAGCAAUCCAUACGAGGCCAUGUACAGAGACACAACGGAUGACAACCCCAUAUAUUGCGUUCAUCCAUUUGGCCACGACCGUUUUGUCGUCGGUGCAGGUGGCGAUGCGGUACUCAAGUUCUUCGAUCUCCGUAUGCACAACCCCUACAGCUAUCUGAAUGGAAGAUAUCCAUCAUUCUCGCAUCCCAGUGUCGAGCCCAGCGCGGACAACAUGAAUACGGACGGGAUUCAAGAUUCGCUUAGGUACCCAAGGAAGGAUUUCUCUCUUUUCUUAUCCCAUCCACCUCCGGGACUUAAAAGUUCAAACCGCGGGCGCUCCCGGGGCAACCCCACCUCCUACCGUGGUCCGAUAUACACCAUGUCCUCCCCAUCUGCAUUAUCAGCAACGAUCUACGUAGGUGUGGUAGAUGGUGUCUUCCGCCUUGACUUUGCGUCCUCGGACGACCUUGCCAGUUCUUCUUGUCAAUGGUACAAGGAUGGUCUUGCCUUGGAUCUGAAUGCAGAUCUGAACAGCUCACCCUCCACCCCGGAUAGGGUCUUGGAGCUCUCGGGAUACGAGCGUCCAGAGCCUGAUGAUCUUACGACUACUUCAAAAUUGAGGACUCAGCAACCUUUCUGGACCAUUUCGAAUGAUGAUGCCCGGAAUGAGGUGGUUACGGGUUGGGAUCGAAGAUGGGAGAGAUUGGAUAAAAACGCUCCUUGGAGACGUCAUGAUUGA